This is a messenger RNA of Procambarus clarkii (red swamp crayfish), 882 nucleotides long. The record is from RefSeq and is a predicted model, not a curated record. Lineage: Eukaryota; Metazoa; Arthropoda; Malacostraca; Decapoda; Cambaridae.
AUGAAGGAUGAGGAUGCUGUGAGGAUGCUCAGGUCCACCUUCCUCCUGCUGGAUAUUCUGUCGACCGACAAUCAUACAGAGAUCGUUAAAAUAAAAAUAAAAAAGGGAGAAAAUAAAGUAACUUCAGAUCCUCUUGGGGACAUUCUACGUCUGAUCCAUUAUAUUGUGCUGGAGAUUGUGAGUAAGGAAAUACUAAAUAUAAUCAGGGAGAAGCUGAGAGGUCUUGUUGGAAUGCCUUUUAUUCUCUUCCAAGAGGCUAUGGGUCCUAUUUUGACUAAGAGACGGAUACAUUUAGAAGUGGUAGAAGGGAUAGUAAAUUCUAAGUUAACAAGUAAAUAUAGGCAAGAGCCACGGACGGCCAAGGCAGCGCCACGGACGGCCAAGGCAGCGCCACGGUCGGCCAAGGCAGCGCCACGGUCGGCCAAGGCAGCGCCACGGUCGGCCAAGGCAGCGCCACGGUCGGCCAAGGCAGCGCCACGGUCGGCCAAGGCAGCGCCACGGUCGGCCAAGGCAGCGCCACGGUCGGCCAAGGCAGCGCCACGGUCGGCCAAGGCAGCGCCACGGUCGGCCAAGGCAGCGCCACGGUCGGCCAAGGCAGCGCCACGGUCGGCCAAGGCAGCGCCACGGUCGGCCAAGGCAGCGCCACGGUCGGCCAAGGAAGCGCCACGGUCGGCCAAGGCAGCGCCACGGUCGGCCAAGGCAGCGCCACGGUCGGCCAAGGCAGCGCCACGGUCGGCCAAGGCAGCAUCUCCAAUGACGUCGCUCAAAACCUGCCGAAGAAAUUUGCUUCAAAAACCUGUGAGUGUUAGUGACAACCUCAAACCUUCGUGCAAGUUUUUCCAGCACCGGCGGGAACCAGCACCACUGGCACUCAUGAAUUGA